AUGCCUUAUCAUGAAGCCAUAUAUUGCGAGCUCGAAGAAAAAGGUUUAUUAAAUACCAUGGAAUUUCUUAAACAAUUAAUUACUUUUCAAGAAACAUCCAGGAAACAAGGGGCUGAUACAGCCUCAGCAAACAAACCAAGACUUGUUAAUAGUAAAAAUCAUUUAGAUUACUUGGUUGAUGGUCUUAGUAAAGCUGAAAUUGCAGAAAAAAAAGCAAAAAAGUAUUGCUUUGACGAAGCUAAGUGGGAAUGGUUAGGAGAGCAGCUAGUGAUACAAAGUAAAGCAGCCUCUUCCAGGCUUGAGGGCAAUAAAUUGCAAUUAAAAGCCAUUAGUGAGUACAUGCAUGGUAGAUUUAUAAUUGAAACAACUGAUUCAAAGGAGCUGGGUAUAGUUCAUCUGGAAAGUUGCAGAGAAACUUCAAAUGGAAAGCCAUGGAAAGCAAAAGCGUUUUUUCCGGAGCAUAAGCAAAGCUUGGCCGAAGAAGUUUGUUUAACUUUGUACCACAUGUAUUACAAUGAAGCUAAGGAGUUGUUAAAAACCUUUCCCAAGAAUGCUGGAAAGUAUGCUUUGCUAGCCAAGAAGCGGGCAAUGCAAGCCUGUUUUACUGAGGGAAUAACAGAAUCGAUGUUGUUAAAAGGUAUAACAGAUUUGGUGGACAACAAUUUAGAGUUGGCCAUACAGUCAAUGGUAGCUGCAUUUGGUGUACAGAUGAAGAAUGAAGCAUAUGAUCCAAGGCUUAAAAUAGCUAUGGAAAAAUUAAGGUCUGCUUAA
This is a messenger RNA of Brassicogethes aeneus, 771 nucleotides long. NCBI's taxonomy places the organism in Eukaryota, Metazoa, Arthropoda, Insecta, Coleoptera, Nitidulidae. The record is from the annotation of a GenBank genome assembly.